Messenger RNA from Rhizophagus irregularis DAOM 181602=DAOM 197198, 708 nucleotides. Lineage: Eukaryota; Fungi; Glomeromycota; Glomeromycetes; Glomerales; Glomeraceae. The record is from RefSeq and is a predicted model, not a curated record.
AUGGAAGAAUCUCGUGAACAAAAAGAAUUUAUUCAUUGGUUAACAGAAAAUGGAGCCAUCUUCCCGAAAAUAAAAUUUAUCAAGAAUGGAGUAUAUUCUACUGACAUAAUCAAUGAAAAUAAUGAAUAUGAAAUUUUUGCAUCAAUUCCAUUUUCAAUCAUAAUUAAUGAUAAAAUUGCUAAUAAAAAUUUACCAUAUUUAAAAGAUUUAUCAUCAUCAAAUUAUUAUUCUUCAUUAAUAAUUUUUUUAAUACAUGAAAAAUUAUUAGGAGAAAAAUCUUUUUAUUCCCCUUAUAUUAAUAUUUUACCUAAACAUAUUAAUUCAUUAUUAAAUUAUGAUGAAAAUGAAAUAAAUUAUUUAUUAAAAGGUACUGAUAUUGAAAAUUUUGUUAUUGAAAGAAGAUUACAAUUAAAAAAUUGUUAUGAAGAAAUUUUGGAACGUUUACCAUCAGAUGGAUUAUUAUUAAAAGAAAAAAUGACUUGUAUUGUAACUUCCCGUUCUUUCCCUAACAGAUUUAUUGAUCCUGAUGAUCCUGAUCCAAAAGAAGUUUUGAUCCCUUUAGCUGAUUCAUUAAAUCAUAAACCUAGACAAAAAAUCACUUGGGAAUUCUCUGAUGGAAAUUCUAUGCAAUUGAUUGCAGGGGAAACUAUUGAAUGUGGUAAAGAAAUUUAUAAUAAUUAUGGUCCAAAGGUGCGUAAUUUUGAUUAA